GCGCGCCACAAACGUCAACUUUUGAGGUUAUAAAUCUUGGUUUCUAGCACGUCCGCCCUCAGACGUCCCCCAUGUUGCAACGCUUCAACUGCCAAACCUCCAACCUCGAAGUCCACUAUUGCAACGACUGUAAUUUCUACACCGAACUAACCCUCCUGUUCAAGCUGCACCUUCAAGACUGCCACGGCGUCAAAAAAGAGCACUACCAAGAGUACACCAUCCAGAAAUACUCUUGCCGGAAGUGCAAAUUCGAAACCCACUUCUCCCUCAAGUGCGUCCAGCACGGUUUAACAUGUCUACGACACCUCAAAAACCAAAAACCCGCCAAGACCCCAAAAACUAUAAAACAUUCCAAAGACGAAAUCAUCCACUGUACAGAGUGUCCAUACAAAACCAAAACGAAGGCGCUUUUGAAAAGACACAUAAAUCGGCGCCACGUGGACGAAAAAGACACCAAAAAGUACCACUGCAGUGAGUGUCCGUUCGCCACUAAAUACAAAUCGUCGUUGAAAACGCACGUGAACGUGAACCAUCUAGACGAGAAGGAUGUUAAGUGGUACGAGUGUGACAAGUGUCCGUACAAGUCCAAAGACAAUUCGGCGUUGAAGCACCACACGAACAUGCACCAUUCGGACACGUGGUACAAGUGCAAAGACUGUCCGUACAAAACUAGGACGACGCGGCUGCUCAAACUCCACAGAAUCGCGAGACAUUUGGACGAAAAAGACAUCAAGUGGUACGAGUGCAAAAAGUGCCCCCACAAAACCAAAAGAAAAGAUGCGCUAAAAAUGCACGUGAAGACGCGACACUCGCAGGAAGCCCCCUUGUAACGUUUUUUAAAAACUUUGAUCCAUUUAUGAUAACUACGAGUUUGUGUAUUUGAAAUAAAAAAUCCGUACUAUUUUUA
Messenger RNA from Zophobas morio, 907 nucleotides. Its product is annotated as zinc finger protein 142-like. Gene Ontology annotation, molecular function: RNA polymerase II transcription regulatory region sequence-specific DNA binding; DNA-binding transcription factor activity, RNA polymerase II-specific. The coding region runs from base 72 to 830 and encodes 252 amino acids. Gene Ontology annotation, biological process: regulation of transcription by RNA polymerase II. The record is from RefSeq and is a predicted model, not a curated record. Lineage: Eukaryota; Metazoa; Arthropoda; Insecta; Coleoptera; Tenebrionidae. The transcript is spliced from 2 exons.